UUUUUUCUUUCCUUUUCUAUUAAUCUUGAGGAGUGGUUCCAUAUUUCUGGUGAGAGAAAACAGCAGGGUCUUCUGCUAAAUCAAGAACACUGUGUGUUCAACAUCUCCCUCCUCGUGUUUCGAGCGUUCGUUACUUCUUAAUUUCAUCAUAAUUUGCGCAACAAAUAAGCCGCAAUUUCAGCUAAAGUCCGGUGAAAAAAAAGGUCUUUAUCAUCUUUUUUGUGGAAAACAGCUAAAAAGUUGUAAAAUGGAUUUUUAUUAAUCUUCUUCCAGCAAGUAUAGGAUCAGAUUCUAAAAGUGUGAACUGUUUUAUGGAGAAAAAUUGUGGGAGAAGAGAAGGGAUAAAUCAAAUAGGAUGUAUGUGGAUGUUCAUCAGCAUCUUUGGAUCUAAUCAGAAGCGUCUCUUGAUGGAAAAGAAACAUAGAAGCAAAAGAUUUGCAGGUACUAAUGAGAGUGUUCAGAAACUUAUUGAAGAGGAUAUCGAUGUUUCUAUUGCUGGUGAUGAACAUGUAGAGGCUAAGGCUUUUAAGGAUGAAUCUGAAGAAAAGUUCAGAGAGAUAAUCAAACGGUUGAUAGCUCAGAAACAAGGAGAGAUCCAAAGCUGUAAGGACUUGUUGGAGGCUUUUCAUGUUUUGGAUUCUGAAGAAGAAUCACUCCUCAAGAAGAAGGUUUCACAUGAAGAUUCUCAAAGCUUGGGAGAUUCCAAGAGAGUAGUAGAAGAAGAACAAGAGGCUGUGUUGUUACCUAAAAGAAAGUGUAACUUCUUCAGCAAGAAAUGGAGAUCAGAAGAGAGGAAGAGAAACAGAACAUCUCAGGUUACAAAAACAAUUGUUGUUUUGAGACCUACUCCAAAUAGCUUGGAUGUUGAUUCUUCAUCAAGCAACAAGUCCAAAACCGGGAGAAUCUUUUCCCGGUUUAUUAUCGGUUUACUCAAAAGAAGAUUACAAGCUUCCGUUGGAAAGAAGUCAUGUGAUGUUCAUGUUGAUAAGAGCCAUUGCGUGCAAGAAAAGAUACAGAGUAAAUCCGGGAAGCAUGUUUCAGAUGAAGAAGAAGAACCGUUAUGUAGUGAAGGAACAAGCGAAGAUUCAAAGAAGAUUAUGUCUGGUUUGUAUAUUGCAGCAAGGAAACACUUGUCUGAGAUGCUUGCAAAUGGAGAUAUAGAUGUGAACUUACCAGAUAAAGAAGUACCAAGAAUCUUGGGGCAGAUUCUUUCUCUCCCUGAGUUCUCAUCACCCGGAGAUAGCCCUAGUUUGAUCCCUACGCAUGAUUUGGUUAGCACUUUAAGCCAAACAACCGAGGUACCAGAGAUGCUGCAAUGCAGUGAAGAUUCAGAUAAAGAUGAUGAGACAUUGUUCACCAUAGAUGUCUCUGUUCCCACAAUGCUUUCAGACCAUGUGAAGGAAACUGAGAAGACAGAGAUAGAACCAAUAUUUGAAACUACCAGCUCUUCCAUUUCCAGACAAGAAGACGGAGAAACUGCCACUGAUGUGCAGGGAAAGUUAAGUCCAGUAUCUGUCCUGGAAACUCUCUUUACAGAUGAUGAGAGUAGUCCAACAACAAGCACAAGAUUCAAUUCAGCUGAAAAGAGGAUACAACCACUCUGCAUAAGAUUCGACGAAGCUGACUCUCCAAAACAAGACAAACCCAACAAUCUCAAAACAAGCAUGGAUGACAAGGAGUUGACACUUGCAUACAUUAAAGCCGUUGUGAAAUCCUCAGGCUUGAGCUGGGAAGAGCUUUUGACGAGACCCUUUUACUCUGAACAGCUUCUUGACCUAGAAUCAACAGAUGACAUAGCUUUCUGCUCUACACAGCUCUGCGACGAUAAGAAUCUCCUCAACGACUGUAUCAAUGAAGUUCUUAUGGACUUCUGUGAGAAUGAACUGAAUCCUGGCCCUUGGAUUACGUUCCUGAAACCUGAAGUCCAGCUAAUCUCAGACAUGGAAGUUGCAGCUAAAGUGGCACAAGAAGGAGUUUACUGGCAUCUCUUGCCUUUGCCUUCUCCUCACACUUUAGAUCAGAUAGUGAAGAAAGACAUGGGUAAAGCAGGAAGCUGGAUGGAUCUCCGGUUUGAUAUUGGUUGGAUUGGUUCCGGCACGAGUGAAUUGAUCCUUGGUGAUCUAAUAGAAGAGAUCAUCAGAAGCUGCAGAGACAUGGUUCAGGCUGAACCAAUGCAGGAACAGAACAGCAACAGCUUGUGACAAGGCACUUUGUUUUAAGAUUUUGUCUAUCUUGUACAGUUUCACUGCCACUGCAAAGGUCAAAGAUCUCUAGUUGACCUUUCUAGUGCAAUGGCACCACCUGAGCUUUUUUUUAACAUUGGCAAAGACUUGAAUAAUUUUCUACUUCAAUACUAUGUUUUUGCUUUCCAGUA
Brassica rapa (field mustard) is the source of this 2374-nucleotide messenger RNA. RefSeq lists its product as uncharacterized. The record is from RefSeq and is a predicted model, not a curated record. NCBI's taxonomy places the organism in Eukaryota, Viridiplantae, Streptophyta, Magnoliopsida, Brassicales, Brassicaceae.